AUGCGUGGCCCAACGCCAGUCUCCGUUCCUGCAGCAUCUACGGGACAGCGGCUUCGCAAUACUCUCCCCGUGCUUUGCGGGCUGGCAUCUGUUUCUUCCGCCGCCCUUUACGAAACCGUGAUUGAGACCAAAUAUGGCUCGGUCCAGUGUUAUCCGGCUUUCAACAGCAGCCAUACCGGCAACCUGACGCAUUGGAAGGACAUCACUGUGUGGAAGGGUAUUCCAUUUGCUGCAACCACCAGAGGUGCCAACCGCCCAUGGAACCAAACACUGGACGCGCGCAACUGGGGGCCUGUCUGCCCUUCCGCUACGAUUAAGGACAAUGCUUACACCAUCAAUGAAGAUUCAAACUCCACUGACGCGAAGCUCCCCGUGAUCAUGUGGAGUUAUCCUACCAAAUCAACUACAGCAGAUCCUCCCUUUGACAGCGGUGAUAUAACCAACAAGAAGAUUGUCUUUAUCAACUACAACUACCGGACUGGACCAUUUGGCUGGCUCGCCCACUCUGAGCUCUCAGAGAAAUUCGAGAACAUCCAUGCCAACAUUGAGACCUUUGGAGAUGAUCCGAAUCAAAUCACCGUCCAAGGUCAGUCGGCAGGCUCUGCAGCCACUCAACAUAUACUGUAUAGCAAUCUAACCCAGGGACUGAUUGUCGGUGCCAUCAUCAAGUGCAGUGUCCGGGAUCCCCAUGACCCUCUCUGUACCAGCCUCACCGAGGCUUACACCCCACUGGAAGAUGCACUAACAGAUGGCAAUACCUAUCUAUCGAAUCUGGAGAUGUCCAGCAUCGCCGAAGCCCGCAACCUAAACAUAGAAGCAUUGAUUAGCAGUGCAACCAGCAUCACCCGUGAAAACACGAUCAUGUUUAAGGCCGUCCUCGAUUAUUACGCCAUGCCGGAUACCUACCUCAACAUCCUGAUGAAAGGCCUAGCCCACGACGUUCCAGUCAUCACGGGAAACAACAAGGACGAAAACGGCGCUACCUACGGCCUCGAUAUCUCGCUCGCGGAAUAUCUCCAGGACCUCAACGAAACAUACAGCGGGGGGUGGAUCGACCGAUCCCUUGCUCUUUAUCCAGCUAACGACUCGACAACCGCAUCAGGGGCAUACAACUCCAUGUUCACCGACCGCUCCAAGUUAGGUACCUGGCUCUGGACCCAGAUGUGGUAUACCGCCAAGAUCAGCCCUGCCACUGUCAAACCCUGGACUGCUGAGGACUAUGCUAUUGCCAAGAAUAUGAACGAUUAUUGGGCCAGUUUUAUCAAUACAAGAAACCCUAAUACUCAGGCAGAAGGGGCAGUUCACUGGCCCGCAGUGAACACCUCCAAACUGGUACAGCAUGUUGGUGAUGGAUGGGGGCAGAUUCCCAUUGCCUGGAGUGAAAAGGUCGAGCUGUUUGAGGAUUGGUUUGCCACAUUGGUGGCAUACUGAUGUUGUACGAAGAUAGAGCCAGUAUCGCUUGAUCCGGGAUUAGGAGAUCACGU
Molecule: messenger RNA, 1484 nt
Organism: Aspergillus sclerotioniger CBS 115572
Lineage: Eukaryota; Fungi; Ascomycota; Eurotiomycetes; Eurotiales; Aspergillaceae
Product: carboxylesterase
Exons: 6
Coding region: 1-1431 (476 amino acids)
Source: RefSeq, a predicted model, not a curated record